Messenger RNA from Balaenoptera ricei (Rice's whale), 2126 nucleotides. It is a transcript of the gene RNPC3, whose product is annotated as RNA binding region (RNP1, RRM) containing 3. Gene Ontology annotation, molecular function: protein binding; pre-mRNA intronic binding; U12 snRNA binding. Gene Ontology annotation, biological process: mRNA splicing, via spliceosome. The transcript has 15 exons. Gene Ontology annotation, cellular component: U12-type spliceosomal complex. The coding region runs from base 141 to 1694 and encodes 517 amino acids. NCBI's taxonomy places the organism in Eukaryota, Metazoa, Chordata, Mammalia, Artiodactyla, Balaenopteridae. The record is from RefSeq and is a predicted model, not a curated record.
CGAGAAGGCGACCAUCUCUCGCGUUACUUCCUUGUUUCCAGAAUCCUUAGCGCGAAGUGGGAAAACACUCAUUUAGCUCAGCUUUUUAUGAUCACUGCAGUUUCUUCAGUGGCUACCCUGUUGCUGGUUCUCUGUGAGAAAUGGCGGCUCCAGAACAGCCGCUGCCGAUGUCGAGAGGCUGCCAGAGCUCUGCUUCGCUUUCUCCGCCGCGGGGCGACCGAACCCUUCUAGUGAGGCACCUGCCAGCCGAGCUAACCGCUGAGGAGAAAGAGGACUUACUGAAGUAUUUCGGAGCGCAGUCCGUGCGCGUCCUGUCCGAUAAAGGGCGACUGAAACAUACAGCUUUUGCUACUUUCCCUAAUGAAAAAGCAGCUAUAAAGGCAUUGACAAGACUUCAUCAACUGAAGCUUUUAGGUCAUACUUUAGUUGUUGAAUUUGCAAAAGAGCAAGAUCAAGUUCAUUCACCAUGUCCUUCUUCAAGCACUGAAAAAAAGAAAAAGUCUGAUGAUACUGUGGAAGAUGAUAAAGAAAAGAAAGAACUUGAUUGUUUAACCAUAGAAAAUGGAAUUGCACCAAACCAUGGGCUGACUUUUCCUCUAAAUUCAUGCCUCAAGUAUAUGUACCCACCACCUUCAAGCACGAUUCUAGCAAACAUAGUAAAUGCUUUGGCAAGUGUGCCUAAGUUCUACGUACAGGUGCUUCAUCUUAUGAAUAAAAUGAAUUUGCCCACACCUUUUGGACCAAUUACUGCAAGGCCUCCCAUGUAUGAAGACUAUAUGCCACUACAUGCUCCUCUUCCACCUGCAUCUCCUCAGCCACCAGAGGAACCUCCUUUGCCAGAUGAGGAUGAGGAAUUAUCUAGUAAAGAAUCAGAAUAUGAAAGCAGUGAUGAUGAAGACCGUCAGAGAAUGACCAAACUAAUGGAACUAGCAAAUCUUCAGCCCAAAAGACCAAAAACAAUAAAGCAGCGCCAUGUGAGAAAAAAGAGAAAAAUAAAGGAUAUGUUGAAUAUACCAUCAUCUGCUUCACACAGCAGUUUACAUCCAGUGUUGUUACCUUCGGAUGUAUUUGACCAACCACAACCUGUAGGUAAUAAAAAAAUUGAAUUCCAUAUAUCUACCGACAUGUCAGCUGCAUUUAAGAAAGAUUUAGAAAAAGAACAAAAUUGUGAAGAACAAAAUUGUGACUUACCUGCUUCUGAAGUUGAUGCAUCCAAUAUAGGAUUUGGAAAAAUCUUCCCAAAACCAAAUUUGAGCAUCGCAGAGGAGAUUAAAGAAGACUCUGAUGAAAUGCCAUCAGAAUGUAUUUCUAGAAGGGAGUUGGAAAAGGGCAGAAUUUCUAGAGAAGAAAUGGAAACACUUUCAGUUUUUAGAAGUUAUGAACCUGGUGAACCAAACUGUAGAAUUUAUGUAAAGAAUUUAGCUAAACAAGUUCAAGAAAAGGACCUUAAAUUUAUUUUUGGAAGAUACGUUGACUUUUCGUCGGAAACACAACGCAUAAUGUUUGAUAUACGCUUGAUGAAAGAAGGUCGCAUGAAAGGACAAGCUUUCAUUGGACUUCCAAAUGAAAAAGCAGCAGCAAAAGCAUUAAAGGAAGCUAAUGGAUACAUUCUUUUUGGAAAACCUAUGGUGGUUCAGUUUGCUCGAUCUGCUAGACCAAAACAAGACUCUAAAGAAGGAAAAAGAAAGUGUUAAAAAUUAGUAAAGAAGCAUUCCUGCGUAAAUACUGCUGUAAUACUGUCAUACAAAGUGUAUCCUUUCUUGUCGUAUCCUUUUUGGGGCAGUGCUUUUUGGAUUUUCCUGCAAGUGUUUUGUCUCUCCCCAACCCAUUGAUCCAGUUUAAGCAAUAAUUUUUUUACAAUGUAUUGAAAUGAAGUAUUUUUAAAAUUAUCUGUGUUGAUUGAACAAAUCUUUUAUAUGGUUUUUAGAUUUGUUGCUGAAUUUUCUGUGCUGUCCUUUAGGUUAUGUAGUUUUGCCAGGGAAAGUUAGUGAAUCAGGUCAGCUUUUUACUUGGACAAGGUAUACAUUUGCUUUAACACAAAUUUUAUUCUUGUUUCUUCUAUUUAUGUAUUUUCUAAACCUAAUUCAGUAACAUAUAUGUUUUCUUUUUCAUGAUGUAUUUCAUGA